AUGAGGAAGCAUCGGCACUUGCCCUUGUUGGCCACUUUGUGCCUCUUUCUCUCAGGCCUCUUGGUGACUCAGGCCCAGCAGCAGCAACAAGCAGAUGUCAGAAACGGCUCUGCUGCUGACAUAAUCUUUCUAGUGGAUACCUCUCGGAGCACAGCCACGAAACAGUUCCAACUUGUUCGACAGUUCCUAUAUGAUGUGAUAGAAUCCUUAGCCGAGGGAGGCAAUGAUUUCCAUUUUGCCCUGGUCCAGCUCACCGGAAGCCCACAUACCGAGUUCCUGUUCAAUACGUACCAUACUAAGCAAGAGGUGCUCUCCCACAUCUCCAACAUGUCCUAUCCUGGGGGCAGCAACGGGACUGGACAAGGAUUAGCGGACAUAAUGAGCAAGCACCUGACCGCGGCUGCUGGGAGCCGGGCCGCCGCCGGAGUCCCUCAGGUUAUCGUAGUUGUGACCGACGGACGCUCGGAGGGCAGCCUCGCUCUGCCCUCAGCGGAAUUUAAGUCUGCUGACGUUAAUGUGUAUGCAAUUGGAGUCGAGGACGCAGAGGAAGGAGCGCUGAGGGAACUAGCCAGCGCACCGCUCAAUACGCAUGUGUUCAACCUAGAGAAUCUGACCUCACUUCAUGACGUGGUAGGGCAGCUGGUGUCCUGUGUGCGCACGUCUGUGUGGCCACAGAGGGCUGGGGACACGGCAGCUCUUAAAGACGUCACAGCACCAGACUCUGCUGACGUUCUUUUCCUUAUUGAUGGAUCAGACAACACCGGAAGUGCUCAUUUCGCAGUCAUUCGCGACUUCCUUGUCAAUGUGCUUGACAGACUCUCGAUCGGAGCUCAGCAGAUCCGAGUGGGGGUGGUCCAGUAUAGCCAGGAGCCCAGAACCAUGUUCCGCUUGGACAGCUACUCCGCCAAGGCCCAGGUUCUGGACGCGGUGAAGGCCCUGGGGUUUGCUGGCGGGGAGCUGGCCAACCUCGGCCUGGCCCUGGAGUUCGUGGUGGAAAAUCACUUCACCCGGGCUGGGGGCAGCCGCGUGGAGGAGGGGGUGCCCCAGGUGCUGGUCCUCAUAAGCGCUGGCCCGUCUAGUGACGAGAUUCGCGACGGGGCGGUGGCGCUGAAGCAGGCCAGCGUGUUUUCGUUCGGCCUCGGCGCCCAGGCCGCCUCCCGGGCCGAGCUUCAGCAGAUAGCUACCGAGGACAACUUGGUGUUUAUGGUCCCGGAAUUCCGUAACUUUGGGGACCUCCAGGAGCAGUUACUGCCCUACAUUGUUGGUGUGGCCCAAAGGCACAUUGUCUUACAACCACCAACCAUUGUCACACAAGUCGUGGAGGUCAACAAGAGGGACAUAGUCUUCCUGGUGGACGGCUCAGCCAGACUGGGACCGGCCAGCUUCAACGCCAUCCGAGAGUUCAUCAUCAAGAUCAUCCAGCGGCUGGAGAUCGGGCAGGACCUGAUCCAGGUGGCGGUAGUCCAGUAUGCGGACAGCGUCAGGCCCGAGUUUAACUUCAACACCUACCAGACCAAGCGGGAGGUCAUCACCGCCUUGCGGAGGAUGAAGCUGCUGGACGGCUCGGCCCUCAACACGGGCUACGCUCUCGAUUUCGUGCGCAACAACCUGUUCACCAGCUCCACCGGCUACCGGGCCUCCGAGGGCGUGCCCAAGCUGCUGGUGCUGCUGACAGGUGGCAAGUCCCAGGAUGACAUCAGCCAGCCGGCCCAGGAGCUCAAGAGGAGUGGCAUCCUGGCCUUUGCCGUGGGCAACAGCGUGGCCGAUCAGCUGGAACUGGAGGAGAUCGCCUUUGACCCCACCCUGGUGUUCACCACGACCGAGUUCCGGGCCGCCCCGCUCCAAAACAUGCUGAUCAACUUGCUGGCACCCCUGCGUACCCUCUCUGGGACCACGGAAGUUCACGCAAACAAAAGGGAUAUCAUCUUCCUUCUGGAUGGAUCGGUCAACGUGGGCAAGACCAAUUUCCCUUAUGUGCGAGACUUUGUCACGAGCCUAGUGAGCAGCCUUGAUGUCGGAAGGGACAGCAUUCGUGUCGGUUUAGUGCAAUUCAGCGAGACUCCGGUGACGGAGUUCUCCCUAGACACGUAUGAGACCAAGUCGGAGCUGCUUGCCCACGUGAGGCGGCUCCAGCUGCAAGGGGGGACGGGCCUGAACACGGGCUCUGCCCUGAGUUAUGUCCAUGCCAACCACUUCAGCGAAGCCGGCGGCAGCAGGAUCCGCGAGGACGUGCCGCAGCUCCUGCUCCUGCUCACGGCGGGGCAGGCGGAGGACUCAUAUUUGCAAGCGGCCAACGCCUUGGCACGGGCGGGCAUCCUGACCUUUUGCGUGGGGGCCAGCCAGGCCAAUAGGGCCGAGUUGGAGCAGAUUGCUUUUAACCCCAGCCUGGUAUAUCUCAUGGACGAUUUCAGCUCCUUGCCAGCUCUGCCGCAGCAGCUGAUUCAGCCCCUAACCACUUAUGUUAGCGGAGGUGUGCAGGAAGUUCCACUCGCCCAGCCAGAGAGCAAGCGAGACAUUCUGUUUCUCCUGGACGGCUCAGCCAACCUCGUGGGCCAGUUCGCCGCCGUCCGCGACUUUGUCUACAGGGUCAUCGAGGAGCUGGACGUGCAGCCCGAGGGCACCCGGGUGGCCGUGGCUCAGUACAGCGACGAUGUCAAGGUGGAGUCGCGCUUCGACGAGCACCUGCACAAGCCAGACAUCCUGAACCACGUGAAGAGGAUGAAGAUCAAGACCGGCAAAUCCCUGAACCUGGGCUACGCACUUGACUACGUGCAGAGACACGUGUUCGUCAAGUCGGCCGGCAGCCGCAUCGAGGACGGCGUGCUGCAGUUCCUGGUGCUGCUGGUGGCUGGCCGCUCCUCCGAUCGCGUGGACGGCCCGGCUGAAGGCCUCAAGAGGAGCGGCGUGGUGCCCUUCAUCUUCCAGGCCAAGAACGCAGACCCCGCCGAGCUGGAGAAGAUCGUGCCGUCACCCGCCUUCAUCCUGGUGACAGAGUCACUGCCCAAGAUCGGGGACCUGCAGCCGCAGGUUGUGAACCUCCUGAAAUCCGUGCAGAACGGGGCUCCAGCGCCAGGGGAGAAGGAUGUGGUGUUUCUGAUCGAUGGCUCCGAGAGCGUCCGCAGCGGCUUCCCUCUGUUGAAAGAGUUCGUGCAGCGAGUGGUGGAGAGCCUGGACGUGGGGCCCGACCGUGUGCGAGUGGCCCUGGUGCAGUACAGUGACCGCACCCGGCCCGAGUUCUACCUCAACUCCUUCAUGGACCAGCAGGGCGUGCUCAACGCCAUCAGCCGCCUGGCGCCACUGGGCGGCCCCACCCCCAACACGGGGGCCGCCCUGGACUUCGUCUUGAAAAACAUCCUGGUGGGCUCCGCCGGCAGCAGGAUAGCGGAGGGCGUGCCCCAGCUCCUCAUCGUGCUGACGGCAGACAGGUCCGGGGACGACGUGCAGGGCCCCUCGGUGGUGCUCAAGAAGGGUGGGGCCGUGCCCAUCGGCAUUGGCAUCGGCAAUGCUGACAUCACCGAGAUGCAAACCAUAUCCUUCAUCCCCGACUUUGCCGUGGCUAUCCCUACCUUCCGACAGCUGGGCACCGUCCAGCAGGUCAUCUCGGAGCGGGUGACCCAGCUCAGUCGAGAGGAGCUGAGCAGGAUGCAGCCUUUUUUUCCACCCCAGACGGUGCCAGGCAUGAGCAACAAGAAGGACGUGGUGUUUCUCAUCGACGGGUCCCAGGGUGCCGGCCCCGAGUUCCAGUACAUCCGCACCUUCCUUGAGAACAUGGUUGGGAACCUGGACGUGGGCUUUGACACCACCCGGGUGGCUGUCAUCCAGUUCAGCGAGGACCCCAGGGUGGAGUUCCUGUUGAAUGCACACUCCAGCAAGGAUGAGGUGCAGAGCGCCGUGCGGCGGUUACGGCCCAAGGGCGGGCAGCAGGCCAACAUCGGGGUGGCGCUGGAGUACGUGUCCAGGAACAUCUUCAAGAGGCCACUGGGCAGCCGCAUCGAGGAGGGCGUGCCACAGUUCCUGGUGCUCAUCUCCUCGGGCAAGUCUGACGAUGAGGUAGACGACUUCGCUGCCGAGCUCAAGCAGUCUGGUGUGGCCCCGUUCACUGUGGCCAGGGGUGCCGACCGUGAGGAGCUGGUGAAGAUCUCGCUGAGCCCUGAGUAUGUGUUCUCUGUCAGCUCCUUCCGGGAGCUGCCCAGCCUGGAGCAGAAGUUGCUGACGCCAAUCACCACCCUGACUGCUGAGCAGAUCCAGCGGAUCCUGUCUGCCACCAGCUACCCUGCUCCAGCCGUGGAGACUGACGCGGCAGACGUCGUCUUCCUCAUUGACAGCUCUGACGGCGUCCGACCCGAUGGCCUGGCACACAUCCGCGAUUUCAUCAGCAGGAUUGUGGGGAGGUUCAACAUCGGCCCGAGUAAAGUGAGGAUCGGGGUGGUGCAGUUCAGCAACGACGUGUUCCCUGAGUUCUACCUGAAGACCUACCGGUCCAAGGGUCCCGUGCUCGAAGCCAUCCGACGCCUGAGGUUCAAAGGGGGCUCUCCGCUGAACACGGGCAAAGCCCUAGAGUACGUGGCCAGGAAUCUGUUUGUGAAGUCGGCCGGGAGCCGGAUCGAGGACGGGGUGCCCCAGCACCUGGUCCUGCUGCUGGGGGGAACGUCCCAGGAUGACGUGUCCAGGUUCGCACAGGUGCUGCGCUCCUCAGGGAUCGUGAGUGUGGGUGUGGGCGCCCGCAACGCAGGCAGGACGGAGAUACAGAGCAUCACCAACGACCCCCGGCUGGUGUUCACGGUGCGCGAGUUCACCGACCUCCCCAGCAUCGAGGAACGGCUCGCAACAUCCUUCGGACCCUCUGGGGCCACCCCGGCACCUCCUGGGGUGGAAAUGCCUUCUCCUUCUCGGCCAGAGAAAAAGAAAGCCGACAUCGUGUUCCUGUUGGAUGGGUCCAUCAACUUCAGGAGGGACAGUUUCCAGGAGGUGCUCCGAUUUGCGUCUGGAAUCGUGGAUACAGUCUACGAGGAGGGCGACUCCAUCCAGGUGGGAUUGGUGCAGUACAACUCCGACCCUACGGACGAGUUCUUCCUGAGGGAGUACUCCACCAAGAAGCAGAUCAUUGAUGCCAUCAAUAAGGUCAUCUACAAGGGGGGGAGGCACGCCAACACCAAGGUGGGCCUGGAGCACCUGCGCCUGAACCACUUUGUGCCUGACGCCGGAAGCCGCCUGGAGCAGCGGGUGCCUCAGAUUGCCUUUGUCAUCACGGGGGGCAAGUCGGUGGAGGAUGCUCAGGACGUGAGCAUGGCGCUCACGCAGAAAGGGGUCAAGGUGUUCGCGGUGGGCGUGAGGAACAUUGACUCGGAGGAGGUGGGGAAGAUCGCCUCCAACAGCGCCACGGCCUUCCGUGUGGGGAACGUCCAGGAGCUGUCGGAGCUGAGCGAGCAGGUGCUGGAGACGCUGCACGAUGCCAUGCACGAGACCCUGUGCCCUGGUGUGAGCGAUGUUUCCAAAGCCUGCGACCUGGAGGUGAUUCUGGGCUUUGAUGGCUCAAGAGACCAGAAUGUCUUUGUGGCCCAGAAGGGUCUCGAGUCCAAGGUGGAUAUCAUCCUGAACAGAAUCAGCCAGAUGCAAAGGAUCAGCUGCAGCGGCAACCAGACACCCACGGUGCGGGUGUCCGUGGUGGCCAACACGCCCACGGGCCCCGUGGAGGCCUUCGACUUUGAUGAGUACCGGGCGGAGCUGUUUGAGAAGUUCCGUGGCAUGCGAAGCCAGCACCCCUACGUGCUCACAGCCGACACACUCCGGCUAUACCAGAACAAGUUCCGGCAGUCAUCGCCUGACACCGUGAAGGUGGUCAUUCACUUCACUGACGGGGUGGACGGUGACCUGGAGGACUUACACAGAGCUUCCGAGGAGCUCCGACAGCAAGGUGUCCGAGCCCUGAUCUUCGUGGGCCUCGAGCGGGUGGCCAACCUGGAUCAGGUGACGCAGCUGGAGUUUGGGCGUGGGUUUAUGUACAACAGGCCACUGCGGCUGAACCUGCUGGAUCUGGAUUACGAACUUGCAGAGCAGCUGGACAACAUUGCUGAGAAAGCCUGCUGUGGGGUUCCGUGCAAGUGCUCGGGAGAAAGGGGUGACCGUGGACCCAUUGGCAGCAUUGGGCCGAAGGGCAUAUCUGGAGAAGACGGCUACCGAGGUUACCCUGGCGACGAGGGUGGACCUGGGGAGCGUGGGCCUCCCGGCGUGAACGGCACACAAGGGUUCCAGGGCUGCCCGGGCCAGCGAGGAGUGAAGGGCUCCCGAGGAUUCCCGGGAGAGAAGGGUGAACUGGGAGAAAUCGGCCUCGAUGGGCUGGAUGGCGAAGAGGGAGACAAGGGGCUGCCCGGGACGUCGGGGGACAAAGGGAGCCCUGGCAGAAGGGGGGACAAAGGCCCGAAGGGGGAGAAGGGAGAACGUGGCGAUGUUGGGAUCCGCGGGGACCCGGGCGACUCGGGACGGGACAGCCAGCAGAGAGGACCCAAAGGAGAGACGGGUGACAUCGGCCCCAUGGGUCUCCCGGGCAGAGAUGGAGUUUCUGGAAGUCCUGGAGAAAUCGGGAAAGAUGGCGGCCCUGGCCGCAGGGGCCCUCCCGGAGCUAAGGGCAACAGGGGUGGUGCCGGCCAGCCAGGCUUCGAGGGAGAGCAGGGCACCCGAGGUGCACAGGGCCCACCUGGUCCCAUAGGGCCUCCGGGACUGAUCGGUGAACAAGGCAUUCCAGGACCCCGGGGAAGUGGAGGCACGGCCGGGGCUCCUGGAGACCGUGGCAGAAUCGGGCCCCUGGGGAGAAAGGGUGAACCUGGAGAGCCAGGACCAAAAGGAGGUGUGGGCAACCGAGGCCCUCGUGGGGAGACGGGCGACGACGGGCGAGAUGGAGUUGGCAGUGAAGGACGCAGAGGCAGGAAAGGAGAACGAGGAUUCCCGGGGUACCCAGGCCCGAAGGGAACCCCUGGUGAGCCUGGGGCAGACGGCGCACCGGGACCCAAAGGCAUCAGAGGCCGCAGGGGAGAUUCAGGACCUCCGGGGAUUGUUGGACAGAAGGGAGACCCUGGCUACCCGGGACCGUCUGGUCACAAGGGCAACAGAGGCGACUCCAUUGAUCAAUGUGCCCUGAUCCAGAGCAUCAAGGAUAAGUGUCCCUGCUGCUAUGGGCCCCUGGAGUGCCCUGUUUUCCCCACGGAGCUGGCAUUUGCCUUGGACACCUCAGAGGGUGUCACCAACGAUGCGUUUGAGCGGAUGCGAGACGUGCUGCUGCGUGUCGUGGGCAACCUGACCAUCGCUGAAAGCAACUGUCCACGGGGCGCCCGUGUGGCCGUGGUCAGCUACAACAACGAGGUGACCACGGAGAUCCGCUUCGCCGACUCCAGGAAGAAGGCGGCCCUCUUGAAGGACAUUAACAACCUGCAGGUGUCGCUGACGAGGAAGCAGCCCAGUCUGGAGACCGCCAUGUCCUUCGUGGCCAGAAACACGUUCAAGCGAGUACGGAGCGGCUUCCUCAUGAGGAAGGUGGCCAUUUUCUUCAGCAACCGGCCAACCAGGGCGUCCCCCCAGCUCCGAGAGGCCGUGCUGCAGCUCUCGGAUGCGGGCAUCACCCCCUUGUUCCUUACCAGCCAGGAGGACCGGCAGCUUGUCAAUGCCUUGCAGAUCAACAACACCGCAGUGGGACAUGCCCUCGUCCUGCCUGCCAGGAGGGACCUCAACGACUUCUUGAGAAACGUGCUCACCUGCCACGUGUGCCUGGACAUCUGCAACAUUGACCCAUCCUGUGGAUUUGGCAGCUGGAGGCCCACCUUCCGGGACAGGCGGGCGGCAGGCAGCGGCGUGGACAUAGAUAUGGCUUUCCUCCUGGACAGCUCAGAGAGCACCACGCUGUUCCAGUUCAACGAGAUGAAGAAGUACAUAGCCUACCUGGUCCGGCAGCUGGACCUGAGCCCAGACCCCAAGGCCUCCCAGCAUUUGGCCAGAGUGGCUGUGGUGCAGCAUGCACCCUACGAGGCCAUGGGCAAUGCCAGUGUGCCCCCUGUGAAGGUGGAGUUCUCCCUGACAGACUACGGCUCCAAGGAGAAGCUAGCGGACUUCCUGAGCGUCAGAAUGAAGCAGCUGCAGGGCACACGGGACUUGGGCAGGGCCAUCGACUACACCAUAGAGAACGUGUUUGAAAGCGCACCCAACCCGCGGGACCUGAAGAUCGUGGUUCUGAUGCUGACAGGCGAGGUGUCCCAGCAGCAGCUGGAGGAGGCCCAGAGGGCCAUCCUGCAGGCCAAAUGCCAGGGCUACUUCUUCGUGGUCCUGGGCAUCGGCAGGAAGGUGAACAUCAAGGAGCUAUUCGGCUUUGCCAGUGAGCCCAACGAUGUCUUCUUCAAACUGGUGGAUAAGUCCACAGAGCUCAACGAGGAACCGUUGAUGCGCUUUGGGAGGUUGCUGCCAUCCUUUGUCAGUAGUGAAAAUGCCUUCUACCUGUCCCCAGAUAUCAAGAAGCAGUGUGACUGGUUCCAAGGGGACCAGCCCGCAAGGCAUCCAAUGAAGUUCGGCCACAAGCAAGUAAAUGUUCCAAAUAAUGUCACUUCAAGUCCAACCUCAAAACCAGUGACCACAACAAAGCCAAUGACCACCACAAUGAAACCAGUGACCAUCAUAAAUCUGCCAGCCGCUGGGAAGCCUGCGGCUCCCAACCCUGUGGCCUCUAAGCCAAUGGCUUCCAGUCAGGUGGCCACCAACCUUAUGGUCUCAAAGUCCUUGGCUGGUGAUCCUGUGGCCUCAAAGCCCGUGGCCACCAACCCAACAGCCUCGAAGUCCGUGGCCAGCAGCCCUGUGGCCUCGAAGUCCAUGGCCAGCAGCCCUGUGGCCUCGAAGUCCGUGGCCAGCAGUCCAGUGGCCUCGAAGUCUGUGGCCAGCAGCCCCGUGGCCUCGAAGUCUGUGGCCAGCAGCCCCGUGGCCUCGAAGUCCGUGGCCAGCAACCCCGUGGCCUCGAAGUCUGUGGCCAGCAGCCCAGUGGCCUCAAAAUCCAUAGCCAGCAGCCCUGUGGCCUCGAAGUCUGUGGCCAGCAGCCCUGUGGCUUCGAAGCCAGCUACGGUGAGACCUGCAGUGGCUGUGAAGGCAGCAGUAGCGAAGCCUGCAGCUGUGAGGCCCCCCGCUGUUGCUGCAAGACCGGUGGCCACCAAACCCGAGGCUCCCAAGGUGCAAGCAGCCAAACCAGCUACAGCCAAGCCCAUAGGAAAGAUGCCCCGAGAUAUCCAGGUGGCCGAGGUGACCGAGAACAGCGCCAGGCUGUACUGGGAGAGACCAGAGGCCCCUGGCCCCUACUUCUACCAUCUCACCGUCACCUCGGCCCAUGACCAGUCCCUGGUGCUGAAACAGAACCUCUCGGUCACGGAUCGUGUCGUCGGGGGUCUGCGCGCGGGGCAGACGUACCACGUGUCGGUCGUGUGCUAUCUGAGGACACAGGUCCGAGCCGUCUACCAGGGCACUUUCAGCACCAAGAAUCCGCAGCCUGCGGCACAACAGCUGGCGAGGUCAGCCUCCAGCGCCACCAUCAACCUCAUGGUGAACACAGAGCCGCUGGCUCUCACUGCGACAGACAUCUGUAAGCUCCCGAAGGAGACGGGGACUUGCAGGGACUUCGUCCUGAAGUGGUACUACGAUGCCAAGACCGAGAGCUGCGCCAGGUUCUGGUACGGAGGCUGCGGUGGAAACGAGAACAACUUCAGCAACCAGGAGGAGUGCGAGAAGCUCUGUGCCCCCGACUUGCCACUUGCCAAGCCGGAGGCCAUCAACGUCAUGGGCACCUAA
This is a messenger RNA of Ochotona curzoniae (black-lipped pika), 9810 nucleotides long. It is a transcript of the gene COL6A3, whose product is annotated as collagen type VI alpha 3 chain. The record is from RefSeq and is a predicted model, not a curated record. NCBI's taxonomy places the organism in Eukaryota, Metazoa, Chordata, Mammalia, Lagomorpha, Ochotonidae. Bases 1 to 9810 code for a protein of 3269 amino acids. The transcript has 43 exons. Gene Ontology annotation, molecular function: serine-type endopeptidase inhibitor activity; protein binding.